This is a messenger RNA of Rhopalosiphum maidis (corn leaf aphid), 2177 nucleotides long. RefSeq names its product protein abrupt-like. Gene Ontology annotation, molecular function: protein binding. The record is from RefSeq and is a predicted model, not a curated record. Gene Ontology annotation, cellular component: nucleus. Lineage: Eukaryota; Metazoa; Arthropoda; Insecta; Hemiptera; Aphididae. The transcript is spliced from 4 exons. Bases 633 to 1571 code for a protein of 312 amino acids. Gene Ontology annotation, biological process: regulation of transcription by RNA polymerase II.
UAUUUCAAAAGUUCAACACAAUAAUUGGUCUAAUUACUCUAAAUUCUAAUUAGUAAUUACCUAUGUGUAUAAUAUAUAAAAAAAAUGAGAUGGUUAAUACGAUGAAACAUAUCUUUCACGCGCUGUAGUGGGCGAUUAGGUGCAACAAUAUUAUACUUCAUUAGGCAAUGUGUAAGUGCAAUACGGCAGGUCUGAGUUUGUUUACAAUGUUUACGUAUCCGACAUACACUAUAUACGCUAUUAUAAUAUUUUAGUCAGUGGUUUACAUGGCUAUAACAAGUCUGCAGCUGCUGCUAUAGACAACCAGCUCAAUCGUCUUUAAACUUCCGCGGUACCUAUCGGCUAUUACGGUCAUUAACAGCUAGAUUGAUAAUACAGAAGUGAUAAUAACUAUCAUAAGUUUGAAUUAUCAAUUAUCUUCAAAUAACAUUUCGUUUCAAUCGUAUCGUACGCUAUUAUACAUACACGACUGUUAUAGUACUAUAUAAUAUAGUUGUUAUAGUUAGUAUUUCGGCCUUCGGGAACAUUGAGAGUCGCUAGCCGCUGUAGUGCCGUACGUGUAAUGAUAGAAUACUGCCGUGCUGCUCUUUAGAUAAAUACUUCAUUUUGUACAUUUAUUUACCGUUCAUAUAAUGAAUACUUCCACACAAUACAGUAUGCGUUGGGAUGAUUUUUCAUCCCAUUUCACAAAUGAAUUUGUGUCUCUACGGAAUGACGAACAAUUCGUUGAUGUCACACUAUGUUGCGAUGAUCAAUUCAUUAAAGCUCACAAAGUUAUUUUAUCAGCAUGCAGUCCUUAUUUUAAAAAAAUACUCAUGAUGAAUCCAUCAAAACAUGUCACAGUUAUUAUGCACAACGUGGAAUAUGAACUCAUGAAAACUUUAGUUGACUUUAUGUAUUUAGGAGAAGUACUUGUAAAUCAAAAUAAUGUUGAUAGGUUCUUUAAAUUAGCCAAGACAUUUAACAUAAAAGGAUUUCAAAAUGGAUUCAAUAAAAAUGAAAGUUCAAUUUUGCCUUCCUUAUGUGAAAAUGUAGAGCAAGAUGUGCCAAAAAAUGAUGUUAUUGAUUCUAUGGAUAAUCAUGAUGAUGGAUUAUUUGCUAAUCAACUAGAUCAACUCAAUCAACUUGUGAAUCCAAAUGAAAUAAUUAAACGGAGAAAAAUAGAAACAAAUUAUUGGCAACAAUCUACUGAAACAACUCCAUCAACACAACCUGAAAAACAAAGGUGUCAUUCUUUGGAUCCACGGCCAUGUCCAGAGUGUGGUCGUCAAUAUAGCAGUUUAUCUAAUUUGAGACAACAUAUUGAAUUAAUUCAUAAACCUGGUUGUGUUGUUUGUCCUUUAUGUGGUAAAACAUUCAAAAAUAAGCUUUACCUACGGCGGCAUUUUAUUAGUUUUCAUGAAAUGUUACCAUCCAAAGUACAAAAUACAUCUGAUCCAGGUACACCUUACACUUCAACUCCAUUACAUUAUCAAUCUGAUCAAAACCAACAAAGAUUACAAAUCAAAGAGCAGUCUAAUUCUCAACAGUUAAGUUCUACUUGUUUUGAUCAAAGUAUACAUCCACGUUAAGUAAAGCUAAAUGACAAAUGUAAACUUACUUUUUUUAAUAAUUGUUGUUAUUGUAUUAUUAUUGAGUAUUAUCAAAGGCCACAAAUUAAAGCGUCUUAUUGUAAAUUAAAUAUUGACUUUUUAUGUGCAAUUAUAUUAAAUGUAAAUAAUUUAUUCUUUAUUAAAAAAUAUGAUAUUUUUUACAGGCACAUGUUCAGUGAGUUUAUAGGGUCCAAAUCCUCCCAAACAUUUUCCAUGAUAUGCAUUUUUUUAUUUUUUUAAAGUAUUAUAAUAAUAUUUGGAAUCAAAACCCCCAAUUCUCCUUAAUAAAAUUCUGGCUAUGUGCCUGAUUUCAUGAUCUCUAUAUUAAGUAUUACAAGAUACUACACAUCUUCUAUACAAACCAAGAAUUAUAUUUAGCCUGUAUCUAAUCUUAUUUAUAAAACCAUUAAAUAUGGUGCUAAUAUUUGUUAUCCAAAUAGAUUAAAAUAUUUAAAUCUUUUAAUAUCAUAGUUUAAUCAAUUUAAAAGUGAAUGUUUAAAUAUUUUUUAUUAGAUACUUAUCAUUGUCUUCUAAAGAUAGAUAAUGCUACUAAUUUAUUUAAAAUGUAUCACCAUUUAUAACCCU